Molecule: messenger RNA, 843 nt
Organism: Phycomyces blakesleeanus NRRL 1555(-)
Lineage: Eukaryota; Fungi; Mucoromycota; Mucoromycetes; Mucorales; Phycomycetaceae
Product: C2H2-type zinc finger transcription factor
Exons: 2
Coding region: 1-495 (164 amino acids)
Biological process (GO): regulation of transcription by RNA polymerase II
Cellular component (GO): PcG protein complex; transcription regulator complex
Molecular function (GO): DNA-binding transcription factor activity, RNA polymerase II-specific; RNA polymerase II cis-regulatory region sequence-specific DNA binding
Source: RefSeq, a predicted model, not a curated record
AUGCCGUCGUCUGGGGUCAUGGCCUAUGCACAAAAGAAGGCCGGAAUGACCUCCUCGGCGUUCGUUUCACAUAUGCAACAACAGCAGAGACACACCUCUGUGGCUUCUUCAUCUUCUUCAUCUUACAAGUGUCAGCAAAGACGGUCUUCGGUUGCUACCUCUAGAUCCACAUCACCCUCAACUGUUUCUGAAAGUAACUGUGGCCAGUCCAAUCAAACCCCACAGCCUCACCUACAGCAGGCUUUCAAUACUCCAAUCAAGGGAACCGGUUCACAAUCCAAACGUUACAAAUGUAACUAUUGUUCAAAGGAAUUCACACGUCCAAGUUCACUUAUAACCCAUACAUACAGCCACACUGGAGAGAAACCAUUCAAGUGUCCUAUCGAAGGCUGUGGUCGACACUUUUCAGUGGUCAGCAAUCUUCGUCGACACGCAAAAAUACACUCUGCAAAUACCCUUUCGACUUCUUCAUCUUCUUCAUCAUGUUCUUCCUAGACACCAAAAAAAAAUAUAUAUAUAUAUAUAUUUCUCUUUGCAUGCAAUGUAGACUUAUUUCUUUCUUUCUUUCUUAUAUAUUCAGCACUCUACACACAUUUAUAUGUAUGUAUUUAUGUAUAUAUGUAAUAUGUAUAUGUAUUGACCAUUCGUACAUCUUGUCUCACCUCUCAUUACCCUUUUCUAUCUCUCUCUCUCUCUCUCUCAGAUCCCACACACUUCUCAAUCUCCCCUUUUUCUCUCUCUCUCUCCUUACCAUUCGUUUUUUUUUUCUCUUUACUUUACUUUACUUUCUUAUUUAUCUCUUUUGGUUCGAAAUCAAUAACAUUCCUAUACUUUGUACACUGC